CAGGAAUGGCAAAUUUUAGUCAUGACGUGGUAUUGUAACGGUGGAUUGUGACUUAUAUCAUUGUGUGAUUGGGAAUAUUCAUUUUUAUAAUUAUCAGGUUGACCAGAUAAUGUACUUAUUUAAGUGGAGUAACAAGGAUAAGUAUCCUGGUCACUGUAGAAUACAAUUUUCUACAAUUUGAGGUUUCGAAAAUCAGGCUACAGUAAAUGGAAGAAAUACAGCCUCAAUCUGAUAAUUAUAGGUCUUCAUCGUCGUCAGCAAGUAGUCCUGCAAGUAGAGUUCCCUCAAGUAAUUUUUUCUACUUGCGGAAACCAGGUUCUCUCAGGCAACCUAUCUCAUUUGAGGAUUCACCAGAGUGGGAGGAUACAGAUAUUGAAGUUAGGGUGGAUGAAGGAGGUGACUCUAUCAAUGCUGCAACCACACCAGUCUCCCCGUCUCUGUCAAAGAUCAAUAGUGGGUCCUUACCAUCCCCACCAUUACCAGAGGGUGCAGUUGUAGCAAGGAAGAUUGCAGGGGCUUCAAUUGUGUGGAAAGACUUGACUGUCACCAUUAAGGGGAAGAGGAAGUACUCUGAAAAGGUUGUGAAGAGUUCAAAUGGCUAUGCAUUUCCAGGGACAAUGACUGUAAUCAUGGGUCCUGCCAAAUCAGGGAAAUCCACACUACUGAGGGCUAUUGCAGGUAGAUUACCUCAUUCAGCCAGAAUGUAUGGUGAAGUAUUUGUCAAUGGGGCAAAAUCACACAUGCCUUAUGGGUCGUAUGGAUUUGUUGAGAGGGAAAGCGCUUUAAUUGGAUCACUCACUGUCCGGGAGUUCCUCUAUUAUUCAGCACUGCUUCAACUUCCUGGUUUCUUCUGUCACAGGAAGGGUGUGGUAGAGGAUGCUAUCCAUGCCAUGUCCUUGAGUGAUUAUGCUAACAAACUGAUAGGUGGCCACUGUUAUAUGAAGGGCCUUCGUAGAGGUGAGAGAAGGCGAGUUAGCAUUGCCCGGGAGCUUGUGAUGAGACCACAUAUCUUAUUUAUAGAUGAGCCUCUUUAUCAUCUUGACAGUGUCUCUGCCCUUCUGAUGAUGGUGACAUUGAAGAAACUUGCAAGUACAGGAUGCACUCUCAUUUUUACCAUUUAUCAAAGUAGCACUGAAGUAUUUGGCCUGUUUGACCGGAUUUGUCUGCUUUCAAAUGGAAACACCCUGUUUUUUGGGGAAACAUUAGCUUGUUUGCAGCAUUUCUCAAAUGCUGGAUUUCCUUGCCCAAUUAUGCAAAGUCCUUCUGAUCAUUUUCUACGUGCAAUAAAUACAGAUUUUGACAGGAUCAUAGCAAUGUGCAAAAAUUGGCAGGAUGACCAUGGUGAUUUUUCAUCGGUGAAUAUGGAUACUGCUGUUGCUAUACGCACUCUUGAAGCAACUUAUAAAACAUCAGCUGAUGCUGCUGCUGUUGAAACUAUGAUACUAAGGCUCACUGAGAAGGAAGGUCCGCUUCUAAAAAGCAAGGGAAAGGCUAGUAGUGCUACACGAAUUGCGGUACUCACUUGGAGAUCACUGUUGAUUAUGUCAAGGGAAUGGAAAUACUACUGGCUUCGUCUUAUCCUUUAUAUGUUUCUUACGCUCUGUAUUGGGACAGUAUUUUCCAAUUUAGGGCAUUCCUUGUCUUCAGUUGUGACACGAGUUGCAGCAGUAUUUGUAUUUAUAUCAUUUACUUCACUUUUGAGCAUCGCCGGAGUGCCUGCACUGAUGAAAGAAAUCAAGAUAUAUGCCUGUGAGGAAUCAAACUGGCAUUCAGGAGCAUUUGUCUUCUUACUUGGGCAACUCCUCUCAAGCAUCCCGUUCCUAUUUCUCAUCUCCAUAUCGUCAAGUCUUGUCUUCUAUUUCCUUAUUGGGCUGCGAGAUGAAUUCAGCUUGUUGAUGUAUUUUGUGCUGAACUUUUUCAUAUGCCUCUUAGUUAAUGAAGGACUGAUGCUGGUUAUUGCUGCUCUUUGGCAACAUGUUUUCUGGAGCAUCUUGACACUCGCAUGCAUACAUGUGGUAAUGAUGCUAUCAGCUGGUUAUUUCCGAAUCCGCAAUGCUUUACCCAGACCUGUGUGGAUGUAUCCCAUAUCAUAUAUUGCUUUCCACACUUACUCUAUCCAGGGGCUAUUGGAGAAUGAGUAUCUUGGGACCUCGUUUGCUGUUGGGCAGGUGAGGACCAUAUCUGGGUUUCAGGCUCUCAGAAGUGCAUAUGACAUCUCUGUUAACAGUAAUUCCAAGUGGGAGAAUUUGCUGGUUUUGUUUCUUAUGGCACUUGCAUAUCGACUCAUCUUGUUCGUUUUGCUAUAUUUUCGUGUAAAGAAAAAUACAUUCAUACAUAAACUUCUCUCGUGUGACCCUGAUACAAACAACCCUAGAUGAAUGAAGUAGUACUGUCAAUUUUUGUUGGCUCUUCAAAUUGUAUAAUUUCAUUGUUUUGUUUACCUUUUGCAAUUUAAUAUCAACACUACUAUAUCUCAGCAAUCAAAUAUAGGAUUGCGUCAUUUUUUGACCAGAUGAGCCUCCAU
Pistacia vera is the source of this 2524-nucleotide messenger RNA. RefSeq names its product ABC transporter G family member 3. Gene Ontology annotation, cellular component: membrane. The transcript is spliced from 11 exons. Lineage: Eukaryota; Viridiplantae; Streptophyta; Magnoliopsida; Sapindales; Anacardiaceae. Gene Ontology annotation, molecular function: ATP binding; ABC-type transporter activity; ATP hydrolysis activity. The coding region runs from base 207 to 2378 and encodes 723 amino acids. The record is from RefSeq and is a predicted model, not a curated record.